CUUCCCCAGCGAUAUCGAUGACUGGAUUAAGUUUGCAAUGGAAAAGGGUGUUCAAAGGUUUGAAUUGGAUGUGAUGGCCGGCGGGUUACCCUUUCCUUGGCUUAAAUUUUACAACUUUCCAAGCCUGGAAAGCUUCAAAUUCUUAUUUAGGACUUCAAACAGUCAUCAUGUGUCACGGACUAUUGGUUUCACAGAUGGUUUUUGCUCCCUAACCACCCUUCGUUUGGUUGGUGUUAAUAUCAUGGAUGAGGUGCUUGAGCAUUUCCUAUCCAUCUGUGUGUUUCUUGAACAAUUAUGCAUCGUGGGAUCAACGUCUCUAGUGAAUCUAAAAAUUGCUGGCCCAUCUCUCAAAUUGAAGCACUUAGAGUUAUCUCAAUGUCACUCUUUGGAAAAACCUAAAAUUUCUGCAAUUAAUCUUGUUUCAUUCACCUACUUUGGACGGGAUAUAAGUGUGCCUUUUAAAAACGUCCCUCUUCUAUCUGAGCUAUCUAUUGGGGGACGUUUCUGUUCAUCCUUUGUUUUUGAAUCUUACAAGCAUUCCAGCUAUAUUGCUCAAAUAGAAAAGCUCAAGUUACAAGUGUUUGUUGAGGACUUCAAUCGGUUUCCCAAGUAUUUUCGUGCGCGAGGUAAUCUCAAGGAAGUGGAAUUGUUUGUCAUGGGAAAUGAAAAUGAUAGCCUUCUCAGUUUAACUUCUGUGAUUAAGGCGGCUCCUAAAUUGUCUAAGUUUACUGUUGAGUUGAUGCUGAGUGCGAAUGAUAAACGGGUAAGACGGGCUGAUCAAAUUGCAGCUAUAAAUGCUGAAAAAGAGGCGACUAAAUGUCAUUAUCAAUGCCUUAAGGUGGUGGAAUUGGUUGAUUUUGGUGGGCGUAGCUGCAGCGAAGUUGAGCUUGUUCUCCACAUACUAGUGGUUGCGGCAUCACUAAAGAAAAUAAUUAUUCAUCCUUUUCCUUUUUUAGAAUAUAAAGAAGUUCCACCAAUAAGAGCCAAGUUGAUAGAAGAUGUCAGAGAGCGUGCCUGGCAGAUAAAAACAAUAUUACCCAAAACCAUUGAAUUAGUGGUUCCUUUAGUUAAAUAAGUACUCCCAGUGUAACAAUUGUAGUGAUUAUUUACCUAUUCUGUUCAUGUUAACUUUAUAUAUAUGUGCUAAUGACAAGUUUUAUAAUUGGGUUGGUAAAGUUUACCAUAAAUUGGGAAUGAUGUUCAACGAACCAAAUCGUAUUGGUGGUAUUAUUUAUUUU
Molecule: messenger RNA, 1238 nt
Organism: Cornus florida
Lineage: Eukaryota; Viridiplantae; Streptophyta; Magnoliopsida; Cornales; Cornaceae
Exons: 4
Coding region: 38-1075 (345 amino acids)
Source: RefSeq, a predicted model, not a curated record